This is a messenger RNA of Mesocricetus auratus (golden hamster), 2072 nucleotides long. RefSeq names its product solute carrier family 22 member 13 (gene Slc22a13). Gene Ontology annotation, cellular component: membrane. Gene Ontology annotation, biological process: transmembrane transport. The record is from RefSeq and is a predicted model, not a curated record. Gene Ontology annotation, molecular function: transmembrane transporter activity. Bases 265 to 1920 code for a protein of 551 amino acids. NCBI's taxonomy places the organism in Eukaryota, Metazoa, Chordata, Mammalia, Rodentia, Cricetidae. The transcript has 10 exons.
UAAGCCCUACCUCCUAAAGGCUGCACUUGCUCUCAGUGGAACCUUUGAAGUGGUUCCCCAAGCCUUCCACAGAUGAAGGGAUGCAUUUAAAUGUCAAACCAUAACACCUCCUUAGGAACAGCCAGUUGAAGAGGUGUGACAGGUAGGGCUCAGAAGACUGGGUUAAACAUUAAUGCAGCUGUCAUCACAGCCCAGAGCAGCAAGUGCCCCAAAGCCAAGUUUCAGACCUGCCUGGUGUUCCUAGAGCAAGGCGUGGCAGCAGACAUGGCUCACUUUGCACAGGUCCUAGCUGAAGUGGGAGACUUUGGUCGCUUCCAGGCACAGGUGACCAUCCUGAUGGGCAUCCCCAAUUUCCUGUCUGCAUUCUUCGUGUUUGGCCAGGUCUUCAUGGUCCUUGAUGAGCCCCACCACUGCUCGGUGUCCUGGGUCAAGAACCUCACUCUGAACCUAAGCGCUGCUGAGCAGCUGGCAGCGAGCAUACCCAGCGACACAGCAGGCAGACCUGAGUCCUGCCUCAUGUUCCGGCCGCCCCCUGACAACGCCAGCCUGGAGGACAUCCUCAGCCACCGCUUCAAUGAGACACAGGCCUGCGACUCAGGCUGGGUCUAUCCCGAGAACAGGCCUCCGUCCCUGAAGAACGAGUUUGACCUGGUGUGUGACCGGAAGACUCUGAAGAGGACCUCACAGUCGGUGUUCAUGGCUGGACUCCUUGUUGGGGCUCUUGUCUUUGGGCCAGUCUGUGACCGGAUUGGCCGCAGACCCUCCCUCCUGGUGCAGCUGCUUCUGUCUGCCAUCACAGGCAUGGCCACCGCCUUUGUGUCCAGCUUCGAGCUGUAUAUGGCCCUGUGCUUUGUCUUGGGUACUGCUGUCGCUGGAUUUUUACUAAGUACCAAUGUCCUCCUUUCAGAAUGGGUGGGGCCGUCCUGGAGAACACGAGCCAUGGUCCUGGCCCAGAGCAACAUUGCCUUUGGGCUGAUGGUGCUGGCCGGCCUGGCCUAUGGUGUCCGCAACUGGAGACUCCUUCAGAUGAUAAGCACCGCCCCGGUCUUCCUGCUCGUCUUCUACUUCUGGGUUUUACCAGAAUCUCCACGGUGGCUCCUCUCCCAAGGGAGGACAGAGGAGGCCAAACAACUGAUCCAGAAGGCAGCCUCAGUGAACAGGCGGCUCCUUCCUCCAGAGCUCCUGAGCCAGCUGGUCCCCGAGCAGACAGGCCCCUCAGGGAACACCCUGGAUCUUUUCAAACACCCUCACCUCAGGAAGGUGACCCUGAUUCUCAUUGCUGUCUGGUUUGCGGACAGUCUGGUGUACUAUGCCUUUAGCCUCCAAGUGGGGGACUUUGGCCUGGACAUCUACCUGACGCAGGUGAUAUUUGGAGCAGUGGAGGUGCCCGCCCGCUUUUCCGGCAUCCUGGUGAUGGAGAAACUGGGUCGCAAGUGGAGCCAGUUAGGGUCUCUGACUCUGGCUGGUGUCAUGUGUGUCCUCAUCAUCGUCAUCCCGGCAGGUCUCCCCACGGUGGUCACCGUGCUGGCCGUGGUGGGGAAGUUUGCCUCGUCUUCUGCCUUUACCACUUCCUACGUGUACACUGCUGAGCUCUUCCCCACCGUCAUCAGGCAAACAGGCAUGGGGCUGGUGAGCAUCUUCUCCAGGAUUGGCGGCAUCAUCACACCGCUUGUGAUGCUGCUGGAGCAGUACCACAAGGCGCUCCCCAUGCUCAUCUUUGGCAGCCUCCCCGUCGGGGCAGGCCUGCUGUGUGCUCUGCUGCCUGAGACACGGGGCCAGACCCUGAAGGACACCAUCCAGGACCUGGAGCAGGGGCGUCCCUCACGGUCCCACAUCACAGCACCCCAGAGGAAAGGAGUGGAAGCCGCAGGAAGGACCUCGAAUAUGAGGAUGACUGUUGUGAACAGUUCGUACUUCUGACUGUGGCCACUAAGAGCCAGGCCGUCAAAAGCAGAGGACUGCCCACGCCAUCUUCUGGGUCUUGUCAGGGCACAUAGGGGCACAGGGACCAGACGGCAUAGUUUACGUUCCGGAGCCCUACGGAAGCUCAGGGACCAUACCCCUCCCCCAUC